Messenger RNA from Aspergillus terreus NIH2624, 1209 nucleotides. RefSeq names its product cobalamin-independent methionine synthase II family protein. The record is from RefSeq and is a predicted model, not a curated record. The transcript is spliced from 3 exons. NCBI's taxonomy places the organism in Eukaryota, Fungi, Ascomycota, Eurotiomycetes, Eurotiales, Aspergillaceae. The coding region runs from base 1 to 1209 and encodes 402 amino acids. Gene Ontology annotation, molecular function: 5-methyltetrahydropteroyltriglutamate-homocysteine S-methyltransferase activity; zinc ion binding.
AUGGCCCCUCAACUCCACCACAACCCUCCCUUCCGGGCUGAGCAUCUCGGCUCCCUCCUCCGUACUGAUGAGCUCCUCGACAUCAAGACCGCCUACGAGAAGGGCGAGGCCUCCGAGUCUGCUCUCCAGGCUGUCGAGCAGAAGGAUAUCAAGGAUGUCGUUGCGCUCCAGAAGGAACUGGGUUACCCUGCUCUCUCCGACGGAGAGUACUGCCGUCACAUGUUCUGGGGAUCCUUCUUCCCGGGUCUGGAGGGAUUCGAGGAGGUGAACGACGUUGACGCCGAGAGCUUCCGUCCCUAUGCCCCCGAUGUUGCUGCCUUCCUUGAGGCCGGUCACAAGCCCGGUGAGACCGUGAUCUGCACGGGCAAGAUCAAGCACGUCGGCAGCACCUAUGUCGACCAGUUCAAGUACCUGGCCAGCCUCGUAGCCCCUGAGGAGGUCAAGAACGUGAAACUCACCCUGGCCGCCCCCAACUGGUACCACCUGCGUUACAAGGAGGGCAAGGCCUACCCCAAGGAGGUCUAUGCUUCCGACGACGAGUACUUCGCCGAUAUUGCCAAGGCCUACCAGGAUGAGCUCCAGAUCCUGUACGAUGCUGGCUGCCGCAACGUUCAGUUCGAUGACCCCAACCUUGCUUACUUCUGCUCCGAGAAGAUGCUGGCGGGCUGGAAGGAAGACCCUCUGAACAUCCACUCCGCCGACGAGGUGUUCCAGAAGUACAUCAAGCUGUAUAACGACCUGCUGUCCAAGCGCCCCGCCGACUUCCACGUCGGUGUGCACAUCUGCCGUGGUAACUUCGUCGGCAGCCGUCACUUCUCCGAGGGUGGCUACGACCGCAUCGCCACCAAGCUCUUCCAGGAGCUCAACGUGGACACCUACUACCUCGAAUACGACACUCCCCGUGCCGGUGGCUUCGAGCCCCUGAAGGAGCUCCCCAAGCACAAGAACGUCAUCCUGGGUGUCGUGACCAGCAAGUUCCCCGAGCUCGAGGACAAGGAGGAGAUGAAGAAGCGCGUCUACGACGCCGCCAAGUUCAUCGCCGAGGGCAACAACAUCUCCGUCGAGGAGGCCCUCGACCAGGUCGGUGUCAGCCCUCAGUGCGGUUUCGCCAGCCACCGCGAGGGCAAUGCCAUUGACCGCACGGGCAUGAUCAACAAGCUCAAGCUGGUUCGUGAGAUCGCCAACGACAUCUGGCCCGGUCAGCUGUAA